Amoebophrya sp. A120 is the source of this 1104-nucleotide messenger RNA. The record is from the annotation of a GenBank genome assembly. Lineage: Eukaryota; Dinophyceae; Syndiniales; Amoebophryaceae.
CACCGCGUCAGCGACUCCCACCACUGGGCGCUGGCGUUCUACCAGGACAGGCGAGCGCGGACGCUCUGGGCCGGGCCGGCCCUCGGGGGGGCCUCACGUGGUGCACAGUCGUACAUUGAAAGUCACAGGCUCGCAAAAAUUUCAAUGGUGCGCGAGGAAAUCCGUUCAAGCUGCAUGUGUUUGGGUGUGCAGCAGGAGAUGGACGACGUGCGUGCCUGCGCGCAGUGGGCCCCUUGCGCGGACGGCCGCGGGCAUGCCCCCGGCCGGGCCCGGAUCAAUGGAGUUGUCAGCGCAAUGCCGCGACGAAACUAACAUCACGAAAGAGGAAGCAGGCAGCGGGGGCCCCCGGCGCUCUGGCGUGAAGGAAUCAGCUCGGCGGUGGCUCUUGGGCAGUUGCCCGGCCGCCGCCCCUCAGGGCCCGGCCGCCGGCGCUUUUCUCUGUCAGUCCGCCCCCUCGGCCGGGGGGGUCGUUUUUCGUUCCUAUCGUUUCUUUCAGCCCGGCGCCCCUUUCCGGCCGGCCCGCUGGCUGAUCGAGUGUUCAACGAGUCCGGGCGUUCGAAGAGCUUCCUUCACUGUGUCGGCACUGGUGCCGGAGCAAUGGAGACGACCCCUAUGCGACUGGGUUUCGAGGCCGCUUAUGCCACGGACAGAUCCUUACUUACACGCGCAAGGGCCGAAGAUACCAGGAGGCCACAGCGCUCGCUGAUAAUAGAUCUUUCCGAACCCGCAGUGAGCGAGGCACCGAUCAGAAUGGAAGAUACGCUGUCACGACGAAGCAGCUGGACGCCGACACGCACUCCGCGCCCUGCCGCCCCUUUCCUGUUCUCGAGGUCAGGUGGGCAGGCGGCCGGCCGGAUGUGCUCGGUCGGUCGGUCGGUGGCCGGCCGCUCGCGCGCUCAAUAGAUUUCUUCGGUUGGCCGGUGUCCCCAUAUGAAUGCCGUAGGGCCCUUUGGGCAGGCCAGGGCCCGCCUGCGCAGCGCAGCCACAGGACGCUGGGGCGCACGCCUUUGCGCGUGCCAGUAAAUAGGGGUCUGGCCGCGUUGCGCGCGGACACCGGCCAGAGGGCCGCUGUUGCUUCGUUAAUUUACAUGAAGAUCCUGGAGG